Messenger RNA from Thermochaetoides thermophila DSM 1495, 2214 nucleotides. RefSeq lists its product as uncharacterized. Gene Ontology annotation, molecular function: protein-containing complex binding; protein binding. Lineage: Eukaryota; Fungi; Ascomycota; Sordariomycetes; Sordariales; Chaetomiaceae. The record is from RefSeq and is a predicted model, not a curated record. The transcript has 2 exons. The coding region runs from base 1 to 2214 and encodes 737 amino acids.
AUGCGCCGCACCCGCAGCCCCCACAGCUCCUCCGCCUACCGCUCCAUCAUCCAUCAUGGCACCUCUUCCUCUUCCUCUCAACAAUCCACCCCAAACCCAUCAGCCCUCCUCCGCUCCUUCGAAUCCGACACCAACCCCGCGCGCCCGAUCCGUCCCUCUCCCCUAACCACCGCCUCCCCCAUCCCCGACAUGCCUCUCGACCUCCUAGAGAGAAUCCGUUCCUUUCCCCUGUUUAGCUCAGCUCCUGAAGAGUUCUUAGUGGCUGUUGGGUCUCAUCUCAGGCCACAGAUUCAUGCAGGACACGAUCAUAUCCUCACCGAAGGAGAAGAAGCAAGGGCAAUGUACUGGCUCGUGCGCGGCGUGGUUGCGGUAACCUCUCGCGAUGGGGAAGCCGUGUACGCGGAGCUGAAGCCUGGCGCUUUUUUCGGCGAGAUAGGUGUUUUGAUGGACGUGCCUAGGACGGCGACGAUUAUUGCACGCACAAAAUGUCUGCUGGUGGUGCUGAUGAAGGAGGAUUUGAUGGCGGAAUUGCCUAGGUUUCCGGAGAUGGAGAAAGCGAUAAGGCAGGAGGCGUUGGAGAGGUUGGCGAUUUUGAAGAAGAAGAAACGGUUGUCGGAGGGGGCGGAGGCUGUGUUGAAGGUUGGGGAGCAGCAGCAGCAGCAGCAGCAGCAGCAGCAGCAGGAGAGGAAGAAGCAUGAGGGUGUUCCGGGGGAGGUUGUGACCGGUGAUGUGGGCGUUAUUAAGGGUGGGGCGGUGGUUAAUACCAAGAAGAGGAAGAGCCCGAGUCCGGGGGUGAUUGAGGACCCUGCGGUGAGCGGCAGCGCGCUGGGAAGUGCGUAUGUCAAUGUGCGUAAGACGCUGAAGGAGCUGCCGCUGUUUGCCACCCUGCCGGCGGAUAUUUUGCAUUUCCUGGGGUUGAGCGCCCAACCCAAGAGCUACCCUCCGUUUACGGACAUUGUGAGGCAGGGAACGAGGGGUAGCGAGAUCUACUUCAUUGUGCAUGGCGAGGCAGAGGUUGUGAAAGAACCUGAGGAGCCCUUGAGCCCGACGAUGGUCAAGAAGAAUGGGUCGGGGCCAGCUACGUCAUACACACGGCCGAGGCUACGACAGGGGCAGUACUUCGGGGAGGUGGCUAGUUUGGGGUUGUCAGAAGAACGCACGGCAACGGUACGCGCCAUCACGACGGUGGAGUGUCUCGUCAUAGGAGGCGAGGCGCUCGAAGAGUUGUGGCGGCGGUGCCCGCCUGAGAUUAGAGCACAGGUCGAAGAGACGGCGCGGAAGAGGUUCCAUAAGGCGAGACAAGAAGCUGAGAGGGAAGAUGUCGAGAUGAGCGAUGUGGGAGACGAAAAUGUUGGGCCGACCGAAGGGCCGGUGAUUAUCACGCCUGUGGUUACGCAGAUGCUGGCGGCUGACGAAGAGACGCGCUCGCCGACAGACCCGGAUCCGUAUCUUAGUGUCGAUAUGGAGAACUUACGGGCUAGAAGGCGAAGCUCGAUUGCGCCGCCGCCGGCCCAGACUGCCGACUCCAGUGGGAUUGUUGUUGGGGGAGCGAUCAAGAUCCCUCCUGUGCAGCCCGCUCCCCCGUUGCUCUCCCCUGUCUCUCUCGACGAACCCCCCUUUCCAUUUAAAAGAGCCCGUCUCGGUCGCGACUCCGCCAAAGAAUACUCCCUCAGCAAGCAAGGCCUCCCGGAUAACGUCCUUGUCGCCGUGUUCAAACACCUCGAUCUUCUCUCAAUGUUGAAGAUUCGAGCUGUCUGCCGCCGCUGGCGCACCCUGCUGACCACCUCCGCCGACCUAUGUACACACGUCGACCUCUCCCCUUACAACCGCCGCGUAACCGACCAUGCAAUAAUCCACAUCCUAGCCCCAUUCAUCGGCGCCCGUCCCGUGGAAAUCAACAUUAACGAUUGCUUCCACAUUACCGACGAGGGUUUCCAUUGUUUAUGGAAGACAUGCGGCAGAAAUGUCAAGGUCUGGCGUAUGCGUAGUGUGUGGGACGUUUCGGCUGCCCAAAUUCACAAUAUGGCGGAGUAUGCGAAGGGCCUAGAGGAGAUAGACUGGAGUAGCUGUCGCAAGGUGGGGGAUAAUUUGCUCGCCCGCGUGGCUGCCCCUCCCUCCGCCACCUCAACCUCUCCUACUGCAAGCACAUCACCGACCGGUCGAUGGCCCACCUCGCUUUGCACGCCUCUCAACGCCUGGAAUCCCUCACCCUAA